GACUUUGACUCCUACAUCAUCUCAUCCACCAAUCACACUAUCAUUUGGUUUAUUCCAACAAUCGACUCUUGUUCAUCUAUAGAUACCGCCCAUUCUUUGAAUUAUUUGGCAGCCUCGGUUCCACGUCGAUGCGCCGCUCACUGGUUCGACUGCGAUCCUUGUUCCGACGGCCGUCGACCCCAGUCUCGAUCGCUGUUGGCUACCCUUCGCACCUCCCCUCGGUUCGAUCCUUCUCAUCCUCCUGCUCCCUUCAAAGCCUCGAAAUGGAGACCGUCGACACCUCAAAGCGCCUGUCGCAGUUGCGGGACCUGAUGCGAAAGCACGAGCUAGAUGUGUACAUUGUUCCUUCAGAGGACAGCCAUCAAUCAGAGUACAUCGCCCCCUGCGAUGCAAGAAGAGAAUACAUUUGUGGCUUCAGUGGCUCGGCUGGAACGGCAGUCAUCACUCUCGACAAGGCUGCUUUGGCUACCGAUGGGCGGUAUUUCAACCAAGCGGCGAAGCAGCUCGACCACAACUGGUCCUUAUUGAAACAAGGUCUUGAAGAUGUGCCCACAUGGCAGGAAUGGACUACAGAGCAGGCCGAGGGAGGCAAGGUGGUUGGUGUCGACCCCACUGUCAUCACUGCUUCUGAUGCUCGGAAACUGAGUGAAACUCUAAAGAAGAAAUCACACGCAACUUUGGUGGGAGUUUCACAGAACCUGGUCGAUGCCAUAUGGUCCGAAAGACCAGCGCGGCCAGCCGAGCAGGUCAUGGUUCUCUCCGACAGGUAUGCCGGAAAAUCCUACCUGGACAAGCUGGACGAGUUGCGGAAAGAGUUGCAAAAGAAAAAGGCCGUUGGUAUGGUGGUCUCGAUGCUGGAUGAAGUGGCAUGGCUCUUCAACCUUCGUGGAAACGACAUCCCCUAUAACCCUGUCUUCUUCUCCUACGCCGCCGUCACCCCAACCUCCGCCACCCUCUAUGUUGAUUCAUCCAAGAUCUCAACAGAUGUCGAAGAACACCUGAGCAGCGUGGUUCAGAUCAAGCCCUAUGACGCCUUAUUCUCCGAUCUCACGGGCAUUGCUGAAGCAGCAGCUACUGAGGCAGAUCUAGAGCUCUCCAAAUCCCAUCCUCCCAAGCUCCUCCUAUCUAAUAAAUCGUCGUGGGCUCUGAGUCUCGGUUUGGGUGGCGAAGACAAAGUCGAGGAAUCUCGAAGUCCCAUCGCCGAUGCCAAAGCCAUCAAGAACCAAACCGAAUUGGAGGGCAUGCGACAGUGUCAUAUUCGAGACGGUGCGGCUCUGAUCGAAUUCUUCGCCUGGCUGGAAGAAGAACUCGUCGUCAAAGGUUCAUGGAUUGACGAGGUUCAAGCGGCUGACAAGCUGGAGGAAAUUCGGUCUCGAGGCCAACACUUCAAAGGCCUCUCAUUCCCAACUAUUUCUUCCACUGGUGCCAAUGCUGCUGUCAUUCAUUACUCCCCUGAGCGUGGCAACUGUUCUCUAGUCGAUCCCAAGGCGGUCUAUCUUUGCGACUCAGGUGCCCAAUACCUCGACGGCACGACUGACACCACCCGGACACUUCAUUUCACCAAUCCUACGGAGAUGGAGAUCAAAGCAUACACCUUGGUGUUGAAGGGUGUCAUCGGUCUCGAUCGAGUUGUAUUUCCCAAAGGUACUACCGGCUUUGCCAUUGACGCCUUUGCUCGACAGCAUCUGUGGAGGGAGGGCUUGGAUUAUCGACAUGGAACUGGGCAUGGAGUUGGCUCUUUCCUGAAUGUGCACGAAGGACCAAUCGGCAUCGGAACGCGCGCAGCAUACUCGGAGGUCUCCCUGAGCAUUGGCAAUGUCAUUUCGGAUGAACCAGGGUACUAUGAAGAUGGCAACUUCGGCAUUCGAAUUGAAAACAUGAUCAUGGCCCGGGAAGCAAAGACCAACCACAAGUUUGGCGACAAGCCGUGGAUUGGCUUCGAACACGUCACCCUGGUGCCCAUGUGUCGAAAGCUGAUUGAUCCAUCGUUGUUGGAUAAGGAUGAGAUUCAAUGGCUGAACGACUAUCACCAGGAGAUUUGGGAGAAGACGAAUAGCUUUUUCACAAAGGAUGACAGAACAACCAAGUGGUUGAAGCGAGAAACGGCCCCUAUCUGAUGAGAGUUGGUCAUCGUCUCCCUGACGUAUAACAGCGCACAAGAUACCAACAUCAACUGCCUAGAUUUAGAAGACCUGAAGAAUAGUUGCGCAUCCUCGUGCAAAUUUAUUUACAGGACUGUCUUCGUCCGUGACACCAUUGGAUACAAGAUUCGAGUAGAGAUGGCUGGAUGGUCAUAGGUGGACACGUGGUAACCCCAACUGGG
Exophiala mesophila is the source of this 2323-nucleotide messenger RNA. RefSeq lists its product as uncharacterized. Gene Ontology annotation, molecular function: metalloaminopeptidase activity. The record is from RefSeq and is a predicted model, not a curated record. The coding region runs from base 129 to 2117 and encodes 662 amino acids. Lineage: Eukaryota; Fungi; Ascomycota; Eurotiomycetes; Chaetothyriales; Herpotrichiellaceae. The transcript is spliced from 2 exons.